Abrus precatorius (Indian licorice) is the source of this 2546-nucleotide messenger RNA. RefSeq names its product auxin efflux carrier component 1-like. The transcript is spliced from 6 exons. NCBI's taxonomy places the organism in Eukaryota, Viridiplantae, Streptophyta, Magnoliopsida, Fabales, Fabaceae. Bases 457 to 2274 code for a protein of 605 amino acids. Gene Ontology annotation, biological process: auxin polar transport; auxin export across the plasma membrane. The record is from RefSeq and is a predicted model, not a curated record. Gene Ontology annotation, cellular component: endoplasmic reticulum; plasma membrane. Gene Ontology annotation, molecular function: auxin efflux transmembrane transporter activity.
ACACCGAGUUUCCGAAGUCAUCAAAGGCACCACCUCAAUCCCUUGCCAAACCCCAAAUCCAAACACACUUCAAAACAAAAAGGAAACCAACAAAGUGAAAACAAUAAUAAUAAAAAAUUAAAAAAUAAAAAAGCAAAUACCCCCCAUUCUGCCUUGUGCUUUGGAGACUGCAAGUUCAACCUUGCUUGCAGCUCUCAAAGCUGAAAAAAUAUUUGCUGUAUUCUGCUGCAUAUUACAACCCACUACCCCAAAAACACAUGCUCGUCCAUCCCUAUAUCUUUUCAUCAUCAUCAUCACCACCAUCACCAAAACUACCACUUCAACCUUUCUAUAUAUUCCUCAACUCUCUUUCCUCACUUCCUUUCACUCUUGUUCUUCUGCUCCUUCUAGUUAGUUUUGCAAAACUUAAUCACAAACCAUUUCUCUGACUCCAUCAUCAUCAUCAACCACAACAAAAUGAUCACUUUAAUAGACUUCUACCAUGUGAUGACUGCAAUGGUGCCACUCUAUGUGGCUAUGAUAUUAGCCUAUGGUUCUGUGAAGUGGUGGAAGAUUUUCUCCCCUGAUCAAUGCUCUGGCAUAAACCGUUUUGUUGCACUCUUUGCAGUGCCUCUUCUUUCUUUCCAUUUCAUAGCCUCAAACAACCCUUACCAAAUGAACCUUAGGUUCCUAGCUGCUGACACUCUCCAAAAGAUCAUAAUUUUAGUCCUUCUUACACUGUGGAGCAAUUUGACCAAGAAGGGUUGUUUGGAAUGGACCAUAACACUGUUCUCUCUUUCCACGCUUCCAAACACCUUGGUCAUGGGCAUCCCUUUGCUCAAAGGAAUGUAUGGUGAGUUCUCAGGGAGCCUCAUGGUGCAAAUUGUGGUACUUCAGUGCAUCAUUUGGUACACUUUGAUGCUGUUUAUGUUUGAGUUUAGGGGUGCUAGAAUGUUAAUCUCUGAGCAGUUUCCUGACACUGCUGCUUCCAUUGUCUCAAUCCAUGUUGACUCUGAUGUCAUGUCAUUGGAUGGAAGACAACCUUUGGAAACUGAAGCUGAGAUCAAAGAAGAUGGUAAACUUCAUGUCACUGUUAGAAAGUCCAAUGCUUCAAGAUCAGACAUAUUCUCAAGAAGGUCUCAGGGUCUUUCUUCAACCACUCCACGGCCUUCUAACCUCACCAAUGCAGAGAUUUACUCUCUGCAAUCCUCUAGGAACCCCACACCAAGAGGCUCUAGCUUCAACCACACUGAUUUCUACUCAAUGAUGGCUGGUGGUGGUGCCCGCAACUCCAACUUUGGUGCUUCUGAUGUUUAUGGCCUUUCAGCUUCAAGAGGGCCAACUCCAAGGCCUUCUAACUAUGAUGAAGAUGGUGGUAAGCCAAAGUUUCAUUACCAUGCUGGUGGAACUGGCCACUACCCGGCACCAAACCCUGGCAUGUUCUCUCCCUCUGCAGGGUCUAAAAGUGUUGCUAAUGCUAAUAAUGCUAAUGCCAAGAGGCCUAAUGGCCAGGCUCAGCAGAAAGCUGAGGAUGGGAAUAGGGACCUUCAUAUGUUUGUUUGGAGUUCAAGUGCUUCACCAGUUUCUGAUGUGUUUGGUGGCCAUGAAUAUGGUGCCCAUGAUCAGAAAGAAGUCAAAUUGACUGUAUCUCCAGGAAAAGUGGAGAAUCACAGAGACACUCAAGAGGACUACCUAGAGAAAGAUGAGUUCAGCUUUGGGAAUAGAGGAAUGGAAAGGGAAAUGAAUCAGCAUGAAGGUGAGAAAGUUGGAGAUGGCAAGCCUAAAAACAUGCCUCCAGCAAGUGUGAUGACAAGGCUUAUAUUGAUCAUGGUGUGGAGAAAACUCAUCAGAAACCCCAACACUUACUCUAGCCUAAUUGGCCUCACUUGGUCUCUUGUUUCAUUCAAGUGGAAUGUUGAAAUGCCUGCCAUAAUCGCAAAGUCUAUUUCCAUAUUGUCAGAUGCUGGACUUGGCAUGGCCAUGUUCAGUCUUGGUCUGUUCAUGGCUUUGCAACCAAGGAUCAUAGCAUGUGGAAAUUCCAUAGCAGCUUUUGCCAUGGCUGUGAGAUUCCUUACAGGUCCAGCUGUCAUGGCAGCUGCUUCCAUUGCUGUUGGACUCAAAGGUGUUCUCCUACACGUUGCCGUUGUUCAGGCAGCUCUUCCCCAAGGAAUUGUCCCAUUUGUCUUUGCAAAGGAAUAUAAUGUACAUCCUGAUAUUCUCAGCACAGCUGUUAUUUUUGGGAUGUUGAUUGCAUUGCCCAUAACUCUAGUGUACUACAUCUUGAUGGGGUUGUGAAUGAAAGAAAUGAUGGAUGAAACAGAAGAUUCACGUGUGGCAUCCAUGCAAGCUUGGUUGAGGCUUGUUGGGCAUCACCAAAAAGUUCACAAAGCAAUAGAAAAGCAUCACGAGAAUUCAAUAGGAAGAACCCCAGGAUCAGUUUUUUUUUUCUUUUAAUUUGUAUUUUUCUUUUGAAUGAAUUGCCCUUCCUUUGGUAAAAAAAAAAAUGUAAAAUCAUGAUUGUAGCUAAUUUACAGAAUCAUUGUCUCGUUAAAUUUUAUAUUAUAAUG